CACCGAGUCAAUUAUUAAACUCAUUUUAUCAAGCCCCCUCCUAGGUAUCCUAUCUGUGCACUUCUUGAAAGACAUCGUUAGAGUGAGACGCCGUGGACGUCCAGUAAAAUAGCAAUGGACGUAUUUCGCUCGAGUUUGCCACCGUCAGAAAUAGCCACUUGCGUGAAAGAGAACUGGUGUUGGACGCAAGUGAACACGAUUAAGUUCGACUGUUGUACAUGGACGAUAAAUAACCUUAGCUAUUGCUACGGGAAGGGUAGGCUCGAGAAGACCCUCAAGUCAAACACGUUUUCAGCAGGGGACAACAAAGAGUGGAAAUGGUACCUGGAACUGUAUCCUGGAAUGGCCCAAGACUACGUAUCGCUGAGAAUCGUUAUUGAUGAGGGCAAAAAAGACGUUAACGGUAAUUUCACAAUUUAUAUUCUUGAUGCCAAGAAACAAAAAAUACAACAAGCAGUGGUCUAUAAGGACUUUCCCACGUUGAGUGCAACAUAUGAUAUCAAAAAGUUCUUAAAGAAAGACUAUAUUUCUCAGUACCCGGCACACACACUGCUACCAAAUGACACACUCACGAUAUUGUGCGAGCUCAGCAUAAAUACGGACAUAAUAAACGUCUCCAGCCAAAGCAUCGCAAAAGAAUUUCAAGUACCAGAGUGCCAGGCGCUCGACAAUCUCGGGCUACUGUUAGAGAACGAAAAAUUUUGCGAUGUGACACUCACUGUCUUCUAUACGGAAUUUCGUGCGCAUAAAGCAAUUAUUGCAGCACAAAGUCCUGUCUUUUCGGCAAUGUUCGAACACAUGGAGGAGAGUAAGAAAAAUCACGUAAUCAUCACCGACGUGAGCGCCAAAGUUUUGAGAGAAGUGUUGAGAUUUAUCUACACCGGUAAAGUAGCUAAUCUGAAUGUGAUGGCAAGGGAUCUGUUGGACGCGGCAGACAAGUACGCAUUGAAAAGGCUGAAGUUACUGUGCGAGAAAGCACUUUACAACACUUUAACCCGUGAGAAUGCAGCCGAUAUGCUCAUCUUAGCCGAUCUCUAUUGCUCCGAUCAGCUGAAAUCAAAGGUGCUAGACUUCAUGAAUAUAUGCGUGGAUGUGGUGCACACCGCAGGUUUCAAGUUUAUGAUAAAUUACUAUCCGCACCUGGUACCAGAAAGUUUACAGACUAUACAUAACAAGAGAUUCAAAUCGCAGCAUUAAAAGUAUGACAUCUCAAAAUAAUCAUCACUAACCCCAGUAUGCCACUCUAUGGACUAAAAGAAAACUCAACAACGGAAACCUACAUGUGACUCACUCGAUUGUCCAACUUAAACGAGCUCCGCUUAAGAAUAUUCCGAGAUCAAUGAGAGGAGAAAGAAAAUCGUCUUGUGCGUUCGGUUAAUCGAGAGCGAGUUUAAAGCCGCUUCCACACAUACUCGGACUCUUGUGUACAAGUGUCGGUGAGAAACUUAACGCGAUCACAAUUUGCACACUGCUCAUUUUAUAUCGACACAUAGAAGAGAAGAACGAGGUACUCGCGUGUGUACGUAUUUGCGUUCAUACUCGUAUUAUCAACAUCAGCAUGCGAAUUGUAGUGUUUUCAUCGGCUUGAGCGCGAGUUGAUUCAAUAAAAGCAACAGCAGCACCAGCAUUGCACUUGUUUUCUUCAGUAUCAAUGCCGAUGCUAGUCGAUCUUGGUGAUAUUGGAAGGUAUCAGGAGUAUCAUCGCCAUUGUGAAUUAUUUUUUGUUUCUGUUAUCAUCGACUGAGCGGAUUGGAAGUGGUGAUGUUGAAGAUACAGUAUGAAGCAAGAGAGGGUCAAGGAAAGGCGGGGUUUUUUUCUCUAUAACUCUCACCAUUAUGAUUGCCACAGCAACAGCAGCAACAAUAUUAGCAAUACGCGAUUUACGACGGAAAUAGUGAUAACCGUCAAUGAUUAAAAUAGGCACAGUUUUGUUUUCAGAAAUAUUGCAUAUUGUUAGCGAAGUGAUAAGAUGGAAUUAUUAUCAUUAACAAUUACGUUAUUAAAUUUAGGUUUAACUAUAAACAUUUUAUUCCUUUGAAGAAGAGCAUGAGGACGAAAGAUGGAUCAAACAAAUGGCUUAUACGUAUUGCCAUGUGCUCGUCACGACUGUGAGAAUUAAAUAUGUUACUUCUAUCGAUAAUGAUUUUUUUUAGUUCUUGUCUUACUUCCCCAAGAGACAUCAUUCUAGUUGGUUAUUUUUUAUGAUCUCUUAUCCAUCGUACGAUCCAAUGUAAGAUUAUUAUUAUUAUUAUUGUUAUACUACUAUUAUUAUUAACGCUAUGCUAUUUGUGUUUUAUGUAUUUUAGUCUACAUUUAAAGAACUCCUCUUUUCUCCAUUUUCUUUGUAAGGAUAAACUGUAUUCUCCACAUAUUUCGGUUCCCCUAUUAGUAGGCACAGUUUUGUUUUCAGGAAUAUUGCAUAUUGUUAGCGAAGUGAUAAGAUGGAAUUAUUAUCAUUAAUAAUUACGUUAUUAAAUUUAGAC
Vollenhovia emeryi is the source of this 2483-nucleotide messenger RNA. RefSeq names its product speckle-type POZ protein A-like. Gene Ontology annotation, molecular function: ubiquitin protein ligase binding. NCBI's taxonomy places the organism in Eukaryota, Metazoa, Arthropoda, Insecta, Hymenoptera, Formicidae. The transcript is spliced from 2 exons. Gene Ontology annotation, cellular component: cytoplasm; nucleus. Gene Ontology annotation, biological process: regulation of proteolysis; proteasome-mediated ubiquitin-dependent protein catabolic process. Bases 115 to 1197 code for a protein of 360 amino acids. The record is from RefSeq and is a predicted model, not a curated record.